Messenger RNA from Pseudomassariella vexata, 2674 nucleotides. RefSeq lists its product as uncharacterized. Gene Ontology annotation, molecular function: monoatomic ion channel activity. Gene Ontology annotation, cellular component: membrane. The transcript is spliced from 3 exons. The coding region runs from base 450 to 2366 and encodes 638 amino acids. Gene Ontology annotation, biological process: transmembrane transport; monoatomic ion transport. The record is from RefSeq and is a predicted model, not a curated record. Lineage: Eukaryota; Fungi; Ascomycota; Sordariomycetes; Amphisphaeriales; Pseudomassariaceae.
AUCCCGUCUGCAAUUGAGAUCACAUGCGGACAAGCUCCCAUAUCCUGGAAGCCCCAAGAGCUCGCCACGUUGCUGUUGGUUGAAUUGACUUUGAUGACGUCGUCGCCCGUGCACUUGGGACUUGGAAGCUGGUAAACCGCCAGUUAGCCUUUCAUUUGUGUCCAAUUGCGGAGAACCGCACGCGAAAACAGGUUGACGCCCGAAAGCUGGCUGGCUAGCUAGCGCCAGCAACUAUCUGGGCAGAGGCCGUUCGAGCAUUGUUUGGUAGAAAACCAACUCACCAAGUCGCAAUUGAUCUAUACAUACGUUCCUCUCGCUUUGCUUUCGGCUUCUGUGACUUCAACUGCGAAUUGAGGCUGCCAAUCUCCUCGUUUCUCCAUCCGUGUCUUCCGGUCAAAGCUCCCAUGCAAAAUUGUCGGCCAUUGUAACUGCAGACAACCUGGAUCAACAUGGCGAGAGGUCGAUUCAGCUUCAGCCGGCUUCUAGGCUGGGACCAACAUCCCUCCCACGAUCAUGACUACCAUAUUCAUGAGUCCCGCCGCCGACUCCUCCCAAGAUAUCGCGAGCAGAACAUCGAGUCUGCCAUUCCUGCCCCCGAAGUCACCAAAGUUGCCCUCCGACUGCGAUACUUGAUUGAAGAGGCUGUCCCCUGCGAGCUCGAGGAGGCACAGAUUGUCCGCCCGCAUAGCAAGAUCAUCACCAAGAAAGUUGUCAAGGCUGCAAAGGAGGCGGGCGGGCCGGACCAUCAAGCAUGUGUGGUGUUCUGUCUGCUGGUCACCAAGCGUUGGUUUAAGCACCAAGCCGUGAUCGAGCUUUGGGAUGCAGAGCUUCACGCACUCCGGGCGACUGCCUGCGAGGUCAUUGCCAAGCAGAUUAUUGAAUCUGAGGAAGACAUAGGCUAUCUUCUGCAUUCGGUUUUGCUCAAGCGAUACUCCAUCAUGGUCGAUGGCGAGGCCACCCCGCCCGUCAAUGUUAUCGAGAAGGCCGUCGACCUACACGCUUUGAACGUCAUCGGCUCUUCCGGUUACCAAAAGUGCGUGACCUAUCUCUGGAAAGGAUGGCUAGUCCAAGAUGAAAACGAUCCGGCCAGCUUCAUUGAUUACAGAGACCGCGAUAACACCUCGUUCUGGAACCACCUCGACCCAGACCGGAUGCGAGCGCCCAUGUACCAGAACGCCGCCCAGCUUCUCAUCUCCCUUAUAUACCUGGCGUUGUACACCGGCGCAAUUAACACCAUCAACCCAGAUGGCGACCUGGACGCUGUUGAAGCUCUCCUCUACAUAUUCACCUUCGGUUUCAUAUGCGACGAGUUGACCAAGUUCUGGAAGGCAGGCUACCACAUUAUUGGGUUCUGGAAUGCUUUCAACGCGCUUUUAUACUCAAUGCUGGUAGUGUCUCUGGUAAUGCGCUUUAUUGCCUUCAGCCAUCCCUGGGAUGAGUCGGGCGAUCGCCGAAAAUUCAAUGAGCUCAGCUACAAUUUCCUCGCAUUCACAGCUCCUCUAUUCUGGGCACGACUGCUCCUCUACCUCGACAGUUUCCGCUUCUUCGGGGCCAUGCUCGUGGUAGUCAAGGUCAUGAUGAAGGAAAGCGUCAUCUUCUUCGCUUUGCUCUUCGUCAUGAUCGUUGGCUUUCUCCAGGCUUUCAUCGGGAUGGACUAUGCUGAUGACAUGGCUGCUGAUGAUACCGCCUUCAUUCUGCAGGCCAUGGCGAACGCAGUCAUGCAAUCCCCUGACUUCAGUGGUUUUGAGAGAUUCAGCCCGCCGUUUGGCAUCAUCUUGUACUACGUCUUCACGUUUGUCAUCAUGAUUGUGCUCCUUAAUAUCCUUAUCGCGCUUUACAACAGCGCCUACGAAGACAUCUACGAGAACGCGGACGACGAGUUCUUGGGUCUAUUCGCGCAGAAAACGAUGCAAUUCGUGAGAGCACCAGAUGAGAACGUUUUCAUCGCCCCGUUCAACUUGAUCGAACUAUUUUGCCUUAUCAUUCCUUUCGAGUGGUGGUUGCCCAAGCACAUGUACGAGCGUCUCAAUGACAUCGUCAUGGGGACCAUCUACUCACCUCUUUUGGUGGCGGCGGCGUUUUUCGAGGUUCACACUGCGAGGGGAAUUAGGAGUAACCGCAAACGAGGCGAGGAGGACGACGAUACCGUCGAGGAGUGGGAACAGAUGGCAGAGGAGAUGGAUUUCGAGAGCGAUGGUUGGUCCAAGAUGGUGGCUGAGAGCAAGAGUAAUGUCGAGGAUGAUACGGCUACGGUUGAGGUUAGGGAGCUGAGGAGGGAAGUCGAGAAGCUAACGAAGCUUAUUGAGGGGCUGGGAAAGAGUCUUGAGGAAAACGGGAAGAAGGCCGCGAGCCAGGAGCUGAUUUAGGUGGUCCCCCGACAAGAUGAGAGGGGCUUUUGGUGAACACGAAGAGUGAAUAAGCUGGGUUUGCGACUUCAUGACUACAAUGUGGUGGCGGAGGUGUUUAUUGUUGAUGCGAUAUUUGUGACGACUUCGUCUUAUAAGUAAGUGAUGACUGCGUCUAGGUUAUAGUUUGCCAGAGCGAGGGUGGCGUGGGGUUCUGCUUGUGUCUUCGAUAUUUGUACACACUUACAUAGGUUAUGAUACCAAUAUUGACCAUGACGGCUACAAUAUCGUGAUGAGAUCCGAAGAUGAAUAUUCAACGCAAGGAUUGA